ACUCUGGCAGUUUGAUCCAAUAUGCCAUCUACGUGGUCUUUCUUGUUUAAACAACUAGUUAAUUUCCUUUUUGGACUAAUGGGUAUAACGGGUACGCGUAAUACCCAAAUGGGUUAACGAGUAACCCUAGGGUACCCAAACUAGUGAUUCUUAAUCCCACGUCCUAUCCCGUAAAAAAAUUUAUGGGUAUUUGGGUACCCGUAACACUAAAAAAAUGGAACGGGUAUACGCAAAUACUCGUUUCCCGUUGCCCACCCCUACUCCUUUUCUUUAUGUGUUUUUCUCUCUAUACUUGGUUCUUGCAGUUGUUCGUAUUCCUCAUAUUUUCUUAACACGUUAUCAGCACGAAACUCUACUACCUAUAAGAAGAAAAUUCAUUGUUUAAAGUACAUCAUUUUUCUCUUCUUAUUUGUAUUGAGAUUAUCUUGUUAUUUACAUAUGCCCCAAUGCAUGCUACUUAUUUCUCGUACCAUCCAUGAAUAUUGUACCUAGUACAACUAUUUGUUAAUAUUUGAGCUAUAAUUUGAAUAACAAUAUCAUACAACCUUAUAAUAUAUGCUGAUUUCAUAAAUUAUUAUUUUCAUUGAUUUUGUCAGAAAAGAAAAAAAAUUGGCCUCUAAGGGCCUCCAACAAGGCGUUCCUCUUUCUCAUGGGUUGUUUCCCUUGGCUAUGGAUAUAUUAUCCUCUAUGAUCAACAAACUUGGUGACGCUGGUUUGUUGAAUGAGUUUUUCAUGGAUGACGGUAACAGCGAUGGGAUGGUCACUCGUAUCUUUUUUGCUGAUUAUAAGUCUUUUGGCGGCCUUGAUAUGCUUUCAGACCGUUAGUGGAUUGAAGUCAGUUAUAUUCAUUGUCGGCAAUGUCCCGAAACCUGGGUUCUUUGUUGAUAUCUUUGGAUUUAGUUGAAGUGACGAUAUCACAAAGUACCUAGGCUUACCUUUGGGUGCUAGGCCUAAUGCUUGCUCGGUGUGGGACCCCAUUGUUUCGAAAAUACAACAGGGAUUGGAAGGACGGAUGAGACUAUAUUUUUCCUUGGGGGCUCGCCUGAUUGUGUUGAAUUCUCGAUUGACUAGCCAGCCUUCUUACUUCUAUUAUUUGUUCAAGGAUCCUAAGAAGAUGGUUAAUAAGAUUGAGAAGUUGCAAAGAAGAUUUCUUUCGAGUGGUGUUGGAGAGACUAACAAGGAUCAUCUGGUUAGUUGGGAUGUUUGUAGAUCCCCUAAGAAGGAUGGUGGACUGGGAAUUGUUGACUUAGAAGCUUUCAACAAUGCGAUUUUGGGAAAAUGGAUUUGGAAGUAUGCAUUGCAGAGUGGGAGCUGGUGGCAGAAGCUCAUUUAGGUGAAAACCCCUAAUGCCAUUAUUGUUUGGAGCACGAAGACUAUGAGGGUUGGUUUCGCUAGUUAUGUUUGGGAGAAUAUCAUGGAGACUUCUGGUGAUGUGUGGAAGCUGGCUCGUGUUGAUCCUGGAUGUCGUGCUUGCGUCUCCUUUUGGAAGAUUGGUGGAUUCCAAGUGAGGUGCUUGCCGAUUCUUUCCCCCGUGUCGCUGCAGCUAGGGUUUGCCCUGAAGCAUGGGUCUCGGACAUUUACUCCACUACAGGUGAGGAUGUGUGUUGGAAUUUAAAUUUAUCUAUUUCAUUGAGAGGGGGCUGAGAGGGAGAGAUUAAAUUGGUUAGAUAAAUUAGAUUCUAUUGGCUCCAACCUUCUUAGCUCGGGGUCUUAUAGCCCUGUUUGGUGCCCAAAUCCAUAUAUGUCUUUUUCGGUGAGUCCUGUGUGCAGGUGCCCAGUUGAUGGUCGCUGUCAAGGUGUUAUGAAUUUCCCUUUCGAGGCUAUGUGGAAGAAUAUAGUCCCAAUCAAAAUCUGCGGGUUCCUGUAGCUAUGCUAUCACAAAAAGAUUAUCACGAUUGAUAAUCUUAAAAGGAGGGGUGGUCCAUUGUGAAUAAAUGUGAAAUCUUUUG
This is a messenger RNA of Linum trigynum, 1949 nucleotides long. The record is from the annotation of a GenBank genome assembly. Lineage: Eukaryota; Viridiplantae; Streptophyta; Magnoliopsida; Malpighiales; Linaceae.